CUAUGUGUCAUGCUUGAAAGUGGAAUGCUAUUCCAACGGGGCAAAAGCUUAGGCUAGCCAGCCAAGUUGUGCAUGGUUAACGUGCUAGGUUUUGGCCAUUGCAAUUUGUUCUUUUAAUUUACAUGGUAUUUUCAACAAUAAAUAAAAGAAACUCAAAACUGAUCAGCAAACAGGUCCACAGAGGAGCAUUGCAACUUAAACGUUUUCAGCUUUGAUGCAGUACAGUCCAAGAUGACGGAAGAGGUGAUUGUCAUCGCCAAGUUUGACUACAUGGCCCAGCAGGAUCAGGAGCUGGACAUCAAAAAGAAUGAGCGCUUGUGGCUCCUGGACGACUCCAAGUCUUGGUGGAGGGUCCGCAACGCCACUAACAAGACUGGCUUCGUGCCCUCCAACUAUGUGGAGAGAAAGAACAGCGCCAGAAAGGCCUCCAUCGUCAAGAACCUCAAAGACACACUCGGGAUCGGAAAGGUAAAGCGGAAAGGUGGGAUGCGUGACACGGCCUCCAACGCCGACUCAGACAUGUAUGACAAUGGCGAGCGCCUGUACGACCUCAACCUCCCAGCGCUGGUCAAGUUCAACUACACAGCAGAACGCGAGGACGAGCUGUCUCUGGUCAAGGGCACACGCGUGGUGGUGAUGGAGAAGUGCAGCGACGGCUGGUGGCGGGGAAACUAUAGUGGGCACUCGGGCUGGUUCCCCUCCAACUAUGUGACGGAGGACGCGGACGGGACGGCUGGCGGAGGUGUGGGCGGGCUGGGCGACCCCACAGGUUCAUUAACAGAGAAGCUAGGGGCGGUUGUUAGCAGCGCGGCUAACGGCAACCGUGUACUCCACGCAGUGCAAGCACUCUACCCCUUCAGUUCGGGCAACGACGAGGAGCUAAAUUUUGAGAAGGGCGAGGUAAUGGAGGUGAUGGAGAAACCAGAGAAUGACCCAGAGUGGUGGAAGUGCCGCAAGUCAGAUGGCCAGCUAGGCCUAGUACCCAAGAACUACGUCACCGUGCUCCAGGAUUCCACUACCCACAAUCCCUCCUCGCCAGGCCCCAUAGGGCCCCCCACGCCCGACUGCGACUACAUCUCACCCUCGGCCAGUGGGCGCUUUGCGGGGAAGCAGUGGUACUACGGCAAGGUGACCCGCCACCAGGCGGAGGUGGCACUAAACCAGAGAGGCACAGAAGGGGACUUCCUCAUCCGAGACAGCGAGUCAUCACCCAACGACUUCUCCAUCUCCCUGAAGGCACAGGGGAAGAACAAGCAUUUCAAGGUGCAGCUGAAGGACAGCCUGUAUUGCAUUGGACAGCGCAAGUUCAGCUCCAUGGAGGAAUUAGUGGAACACUAUAAAAAGGCACCCAUCUUUACCAGCGAGCAGGGAGACAAACUGUACCUGAUAAAGGCCCUGGCUUCAUCCUGAUCACACACUUUGUCUCACACACACAUUUUCUCAUCUUACACAAGUGAAAAACACAUGCACACACGCAAACAGACAAGACACAAUCUCUCACACACACAGAAACAAACACACACUAACGUACAAACUCGAAAAGCCUGGAGACUUUUACUCACCUUCAGGACUUAUUUGCUGGAGAAUUGUGAGCAUUCCAAGAAGAGAAGGGUAGAAUUAACGGAUAACCGAGACAGAUGAGAAGCAUGGACAGUGAGAAAAGGAUUGUUGACUUCCCAGCGUGUGAACUAUACAGGUCUCUUGGUCUUACAUUGGAAAGUAUCCAGCUGUGUUUAGAUAAUAGGCCAUAUAUUUCCACCAUGACAUCUACAAAUACGGUCUGCAUUUAUUUUCUUUUUUUGUUAAUAUAUGUAUAUUAUUUUCAACAGUUUCCUUUUAAUAAUGUGAUUAUGCUUUUAACUAGACCCAAUGACAACAUCGUUUGAUAACUCUUUUGGCCAUGGGACAUUGUGAAUUCAGAAUAUAGCCUGGAGUUACACAUUUCAAACGUCCAUGUUGUCUGUCUUAACUUUAGUCCUACAACUGCUACAUUGCAUGGGCAAUAAUGGUCAGACAUUUCAUCUGCUCAACCUGAUUAAAAAUAAUUAAGUGACCAAAUAUAUUUAUUGCUAGGAUUUCAUUUCCCAUUUAUUAAGAAUGAUGAGAUUGAUAUGUAGAAAUAUCAGGCUGUGUGUGCUGGAUAAUUAGCAUUUAAUAAGAUGAGAAAAUGUUACUUGAUAUCUGUAGUGGGAUUGGAGUACAUUUAAUAAAUGAUUGCAGUUAGGGCAUGGCUAUACCCACAGUGUCUCAGCUGGUCACUUGAAUGUCACUGGGUGAAUGGGGUGCUUUCGUCUCUCAUUGGUGUGAGUGUGCUUGUGUAUGUCAUGUGAAUUCCUGAUACUGUCAAUCUCGCAAGUGGUAGCUGUGAUUGACAGCCUUCAGGGGGAGAAACACUCGAGGAUGUGAGUGAAAAGGCAUUGAUGUUCAGUCUUUGCCAACCCCCCAGGGACUGUGUCUUUUCUUUACAGAAAUACCACAGAGAAGUGGAACACAACUGCCAUGUCUCAGAGGAGCGAGCUAGGCUAGGGCCUGUCUAGGCAGUGCUCAGAAUUGACGUCAGACCCACUGGAGGGAAGGAGGGAGGAAAGAGGGGUGUAGGGUCAUGAUGUGAUCAUUUGUGUUUGUGCUUUGUACCCUCAUCAAGAAAAUACCCUCUUCCUCCCACUCCCACACAAAUAGAAAUCUCAGUUUUCACAAAAGUUGUGGUGUUCUUAGGUGUUCAUGGAUUAAGAUAAAGGAGUAUUAAGUUAGUAUUGAUCGCAAGCGAAUAGCAUCCAAACUAUGAUAGCAACACGAUUCCCUCCUGUUUAUUCAAAUCCAAGUGGUGCAUUUCAACUUAACUUGGAUCUGGGGUUGGAUAGUAUAUUUCCUACAUAAGAAGAUGGGAACAUGCUUUCAUGACUAUCACUCUAAAGUGAAUCUGCACAGUGAGAAAGAGACUGAAAGUAGAAGGAAAAGGAUCUGGUAGGCUGCGGAAAAGUAGACCAAGCAGUAUUAGAGCAGAGUUGGUAUGAGAUCUGUUAUGGCCAGCAGCCAGCCACUGCUCUGCUCGGUACCAAGGGCUGAUUGCACUGGAGUAAUGACUUUCCCAGCUUUGGUGAGUUGGACUACAGGUUAGAACCAGGAAUGGGGAUUUACUAUUCCUGGUUCUCCCUCCGAAAUUGAGAGAAACGGUAUGGAGGGAGGAUAGCUGAUGGUAUGGACUUCAAUAAUCUCAAAUAUCCUUUCUAUCACUAGCAAGGAAGAUGUUAAACACAAUGAUCAAGUGUUGUAGCCGAGGGGAACACAUUUUUUAUUUUGAGAGGGAGGUUUUGGUUGCAGACCAGAGGAUAUUUUACAAUGUGGAGUAAUGGAAGAUUAAUGUACUCACAACUCAGGUUGAAGAUCAAUGUUCAGCAUGGGUCUAUUUCACACGAAAUAGAACAUUGUUUUUGCCAAUUAUAUCCAUCUACACUCUUAUACAGCCAAUUUGUAAAGUCAAGAUUCCUUAAUUAUACUUUACAGAAUUAUAUUCUGUAUUUAAAAUAUUGUAACAUGUGCCUUUAACGCUGACUGUCAAUACCAAAGGUUAUUGUAUCCUUAGUGCCACCCUCAAUGGUAGUUAUUCGCCCCUAACUUGUUGUACCGCUUUGUUAUUUGAAUAUAGCUUUGCAUGUGCGUCAACAGACUCACGUUGAGCUGUGUGUCCGGGGUGAUAUCCUCAAAUCCCUGGCUUCUCUAAACGUCCUUAUUGAGAUUUGGGUUUCUAUUAUCAACUGUCUUGAUGCUUUCAAAGCGUGAGUGCGUGUUUUUGAUUUGUUUCUUGGAAAAUAAUAGACGCUAAUGUGUUUCAAGUGACCUUACUAUGCCGGUUCCAUUUAAUAUAACUUAAAAAGAAGAAGUGAUUAAUAGUGGAAUGCCUAAAUGUGUAUUUGUAUAAGAUAUCCUUUUAUGCUUUGGUGCACAGUACAGAUUAGUAUUCCAACUAUAAUUUUUUAAGCACCUGGGUUGUGAACAUUCAUUGAUAUGAGAAAAUGUUUUGUUGUGACAAAAUGCUUAGGCAAUUCUAUGACAGAAAAAUGAUAAACUGUAAUGUCUAUACCCUCCUCCUGUCAUUUGUACAACUGUAUUUGGUAUUUCAAUAACUGUAACUAAUUCACUUCAAUGAAUGCCCACCUAUGUGAAAUAUUAUUCAACUACACAAAUGUUUAAAAUUGUCAUAAUACAACUCUCUCCCUCAUUGUUUUUGUGUACUCUCUUGAAUAAGACAUUUCCUUCCAUGCACACCUCUGAAGGCUGCAUGAGCAGAGCCACACUGCUUUAAAGAAACAGUUUGAGAAUUGCUUACAAAGUCAUGAUGUCAAUUGCUAACAAAUGUCAUUAGGGGAUAACCAAUAUUAUCUCCUGGAUGUAUGGGUUUGACAUGAUCAUAGGAGCCUACGGUGGAUCUCUUUCUUUUGGUUCAUUCAAUGUAUGCUUUAACUGAAACCUGACUUAAAAUGAUUCCCUCGUGAUAUUCACAGCAAAUUAUCCUUGAGAACUUGGUGUUUAUGUGCUGCUGCCAUGUUUGUCUACUCUUGUUAGUUCUUUCUGUAAGACAAAUCAUUCUAUGUGCGGAAGAAUGUGGAUGUGUGUGUGGAUGUGUGUGAGAGAUGGGUGAUGAUGCAGGGAGUGGGAUGAUAAAGGCUGAGCUGUGAAAAUUGUGUUCAUAUUCGUAACAGUGUUUUAUGGAACAAACAUUUUCUUCAUAUGUAAUAUUUUUGAAGAGUUUAUUAGGCUGUUCAAAGGAAGUAAUAAAUCACUUAAACUGUC
Hypomesus transpacificus is the source of this 4791-nucleotide messenger RNA. RefSeq names its product NCK adaptor protein 1b (gene nck1b). The record is from RefSeq and is a predicted model, not a curated record. Gene Ontology annotation, molecular function: ephrin receptor binding. Gene Ontology annotation, biological process: positive regulation of endoplasmic reticulum stress-induced intrinsic apoptotic signaling pathway; positive regulation of translation in response to endoplasmic reticulum stress; negative regulation of endoplasmic reticulum stress-induced eIF2 alpha phosphorylation. The transcript has 5 exons. Bases 232 to 1410 code for a protein of 392 amino acids. Lineage: Eukaryota; Metazoa; Chordata; Actinopteri; Osmeriformes; Osmeridae.